This is a messenger RNA of Guyanagaster necrorhizus, 1818 nucleotides long. RefSeq lists its product as uncharacterized. NCBI's taxonomy places the organism in Eukaryota, Fungi, Basidiomycota, Agaricomycetes, Agaricales, Physalacriaceae. Gene Ontology annotation, cellular component: nucleus. Gene Ontology annotation, molecular function: RNA polymerase II transcription regulatory region sequence-specific DNA binding; DNA-binding transcription factor activity, RNA polymerase II-specific; zinc ion binding. The record is from RefSeq and is a predicted model, not a curated record. Bases 340 to 1695 code for a protein of 451 amino acids. The transcript has 4 exons. Gene Ontology annotation, biological process: cellular response to starvation; regulation of DNA-templated transcription.
CAGCCACUGUAGAGAGCGCCGUUGGGUCCAAAUUGACCCUUGAGGCUGAUUGCCGGCUCUACAAGCAGUAAAUGAUAAGCCUCUGCAAAGAAAUCAUCAGAAACGCUGAGGACACGGCCACCAAUGGCAACAGAAGAUAAUUCUAUAGCGUUGAAGGGCAUGGCACUCAAGGCAACCUUGGGGAAAAGGAGGAGGGCAAGGGUGCGGUCCGAUGUACUAAAAUAGCAAUACGGAUAUCGUGCCGGAUUAAAAUCGGGCCGUGAAUCGGAUCCGGGAACAAAUAUCAGGCCUCCUCGUCCAGGAACUCUGUCAGUGUCAUCCUAUCCUUCGUCUCGCACCAUGAUUCCUAUUGCUCCUGCACCACCGGCUCCCUCUGUAUCGUCCUUUAUCAACCCUUCGCAAAUCGAUGUCAACGACGACAAGUCCAGACGGACGACGAAGCGAAAGCGUACUGACACCCCCGACGAGUCGGGCACCGAUGCGCCAGCUCGCAACACUCCACGACAUGGUCCCAAGAAGAAAAAGGCCAACAGGGCAUGUUUUCAUUGCCAAAAAGCUCACUUGACCUGCGAUGAUACACGUCCAUGUCAGCGCUGUACGAAACGUGGUAUCGCGAACAGCUGCACAGAGGGUCACCGCAAAAAGGCCAAAUACUUACUUGACGACGAGGAACUGAUUGAGCUACGAAGAAGUAAGGGUCCUGUGACGGACAAAACAGUGGAUGCACCACCAGUCGAGGAGAUUGCAGAACCCGUGUUUGCACCAUCCUUCGACGCCAAUUUCCCGUUCGGCUCAGAGGCGGCCAACCUCGAGUAUUCAAUUUUGUCCGCGAUACUUGGCAACCCGUCUCCGACGGACUCGGCAAACACCCCACCGCCCGACUUCUGGCCGUCAGUGCCGUAUAACCCGCCCUUUGUAACAUACCCGUAUCAGUCUGCCGAUGAGACGGCACCUCCCCCGCCCCCCCCAUCCGCCCCAGACCCCGGGUCUGAGCCACCUUCGGCACAAGAGCCGCCGGCUCUCCAUCCGCUCGCACCCCGCUAUCCUCUCGACUCCCGUCCCCGCUCACCCCCUCUCUUUCUCACUGACGCCCUUGACCCGCCCACAUCCAACUUGCAGACUAUUAAUGACCGCAUUACCAAGCCUUACGAUUAUACCGAAGGUUAUCAUUUUUUGAUGAAACACUUGCCCACCCGCUUCGAGAAGAACGAUAUACUCCGCAUCGUCCGUGCCCUCGCUAUCUUCCGCCCGUCCCUUAUCGCCCUGCAGAUGCCUCUGUCUCUCGACGACGAGGUCUUUGUGGAAAAAUGUUUCCAGAGAUCACUAUUCGAACUUGACAAACUUAUGUCCUUUUCUGGAACACCAACCGUUGUUUGGCGACGUACCGGUGAAAUUUGUCUUGUCGCACCGGAAUUCUGCAUGCUCACCGAAUGGGCUAUGGAGGAUCUCGUCGGCCCUGGCAAAAGAAAAUACAUUUACGAGCUCUUCGAGAACCAAUCUGUCGUCGAAUAUUGGGAAAAUUUUGCUUCCCACGCCUUUGAAAACACGACACAGUCAGUUUAUUCUCAUUGUGUUCUGCUAAAACCCUCCGGUGCCCCUGUCCCCUCCACUUUCUGUUUUAGCAUUCGGAGAGAUCUCUUCGACCUACCAAGCGUCGUAAUUGGCAAGUUAUCUCGUGCAUUUUCGAUAUCGUAAACCUAAUAGUCGUUAUUUAGGACAAUGGCUUCCUCUUCUCUGAUGUAUCUUUAUCCUUUUUUUUCCGGCGUGUUCUUUUUUCAUUGUUCCUAUACCUGUACCUCAUUACGCAUCGCAUACACC